Molecule: messenger RNA, 986 nt
Organism: Carlito syrichta (Philippine tarsier)
Lineage: Eukaryota; Metazoa; Chordata; Mammalia; Primates; Tarsiidae
Gene: TPMT
Product: thiopurine S-methyltransferase
Exons: 9
Coding region: 84-818 (244 amino acids)
Molecular function (GO): thiopurine S-methyltransferase activity
Source: RefSeq, a predicted model, not a curated record
ACGAGGGCGCUGCCAGAGGCAGUGGUAGACGACUCGCUGCGAGUGAGGCAGUACACUUGUGAGACAAGAGUGUUUAUGCAACUAUGGAUAAUACUUUACUUGAUAUUAAAGAGUACCCUGAUACUGAGGUACAAAAAACCCAAAUACUAACUCUGGAACAAUGGCAAGACAAGUGGGUGAACCGCAAUAUUGGAUUUCAUCAAGAACAAGGACAUCAGCUAUUAAAAAAGCAUUUGGAUACUUUUCUCAAAGGCGAGAGAGGACUGAGAAUAUUUUUUCCCCUUUGUGGAAAAGCAGUUGAGAUGAAAUGGUUUGCAGACUGGGGACACAGUGUAGUUGGUGUGGAAAUCAGUGAACUUGGGAUACGAGAAUUUUUUGCAGAGCAGAAUCUUUCUUAUUCAGAAGAACCAAUCCCUGAAAUUCCAGGAACCAAAGUCUUUAAGAGCUCCUCGGGGAACAUUUCAUUGUACUGUUGCAACAUUUUUGAUCUUCCCAGGACAAAUAUUGGCAAAUUUGACAGAAUUUGGGAUAGAGGUGCAAUAGUUGCUAUUAAUCCAGGUGAUCGCAAACGCUAUGGAGAUAUAAUGUUGUCACUACUGAGAAAAGGAUUUCAGUACUUCGUGUGUGUUGUUUCUUAUGAUCCAACUAAACAUCCAGGUCCACCAUUUUAUGUUUCACAAGCUGAAAUUCAAAGAUUGUUUGGUUCACUGUGCACACACAUUCAUUGUCUUGAGAGUGUUGAUGUUUUUGAAGAACGACAUAAAAGUUGGGGAAUUGACUGCAUUUUUGAAAAGUUAUAUCUACUUACAGAAAAGUAAAUAAACAAGUAACAACACUCAAGUAACAACCUGUUGAGUAAUUGAAAAUUAUGCUGAGAUUUAACAAUGUAAUGGAUAAAUUUUUUUCAAAAUUGUGAAUCAUAUCAUAGAUCUUUGCUCCAAAAUUCAUGUAACUUUUUAGAAGAAAACAUACUAAAAUGUUAAAGU